Molecule: messenger RNA, 1669 nt
Organism: Ixodes scapularis (black-legged tick)
Lineage: Eukaryota; Metazoa; Arthropoda; Arachnida; Ixodida; Ixodidae
Product: tubulin beta chain
Exons: 7
Coding region: 202-1545 (447 amino acids)
Biological process (GO): microtubule cytoskeleton organization; mitotic cell cycle
Cellular component (GO): cytoplasm; microtubule
Molecular function (GO): structural constituent of cytoskeleton; GTP binding; GTPase activity
Source: RefSeq, a predicted model, not a curated record
GUGGCGCUAGCAUUUUGUUAGUGGGAAGCUGCAUGCGGCCGACUCUAGAGCCAUGAUGCCCUUUAUUGAAAAGUGUCUGGUUUUCCGCACCAACUCAUUGUGUACGUCGUUUUUUGUUUUCCUGUCAACGGAGACGGGGUGAAGUCGGUCACUUGAAUUGAUUCCACCGCUUGAGCUGUUUCAGCCGUCAAAAGUUCCAAGAUGCGAGAAAUUGUUCACAUCCAGGCCGGGCAGUGCGGCAACCAAAUAGGUGCUAAGUUCUGGGAGGUAAUCUCGGACGAGCACGGCAUUGACCCCACUGGCAGUUACCAUGGAGACUCUGACCUGCAAUUGGAGAGGAUCAGCGUCUACUACAAUGAAGCCUCUGGAUGCAAGUAUGUCCCACGAGCCAUCUUAGUGGACCUGGAGCCUGGCACCAUGGACUCUGUACGCUCGGGACCCUUUGGACAGCUCUUCCGACCGGACAACUUUGUUUUCGGCCAGAGUGGUGCGGGCAACAACUGGGCCAAGGGCCACUACACUGAAGGGGCAGAGCUGGUGGACUCUGUGCUGGAUGUGGUACGCAAGGAGGCGGAGGGCUGUGACUGCCUGCAGGGCUUCCAGCUGACCCACUCGCUGGGAGGGGGCACGGGCUCCGGCAUGGGCACCCUGCUCAUCUCCAAGAUCCGAGAGGAGUACCCCGACCGCAUCAUGAACACCUUCAGCGUGGUGCCCUCGCCCAAGGUUUCAGACACCGUGGUGGAGCCCUACAAUGCCACCCUGUCCGUCCACCAGCUGGUCGAGAACACUGACGAGACAUUUUGCAUCGACAACGAGGCUCUGUACGACAUCUGCUUCCGCACCCUGAAGCUCACGACCCCGACCUACGGCGACCUGAACCAUCUGGUCUCUGCCACCAUGUCUGGUGUCACCACCUGCCUCAGGUUUCCCGGCCAGCUGAACGCAGACUUGCGCAAGCUUGCCGUGAACAUGGUGCCUUUCCCGCGUCUCCACUUCUUCAUGCCCGGCUUUGCCCCCCUCACGUCCCGGGGCAGCCAGCAGUACAGGGCCCUGACCGUGCCGGAGCUGACCCAGCAGAUGUUCGAUGCCAAGAACAUGAUGGCCGCCUGCGACCCCCGCCACGGCCGCUACCUGACAGUGGCCGCCAUCUUCAGGGGCCGCAUGAGCAUGCGGGAGGUGGACGAGCAGAUGCUGAACGUACAGAACAAGAACUCCAGCUACUUUGUGGAAUGGAUUCCUAACAAUGUGAAGACGGCCGUGUGCGACAUCCCUCCCCGGGGCCUCAAGAUGUCUGCCACCUUCAUUGGGAACAGCACCGCCAUCCAGGAACUUUUCAAGAGAAUCUCGGAGCAGUUCACCGCCAUGUUCCGUCGCAAGGCCUUCCUGCACUGGUACACCGGGGAGGGCAUGGACGAGAUGGAGUUCACAGAGGCAGAGUCGAACAUGAAUGACCUGGUCUCCGAAUACCAGCAGUAUCAGGAGGCCACUGCCGACGACGAGGGCGAGUUCGAGGACGAGGAGGAGCUGGCACAGCCCGAAGCUUAGACUCUCUUAUCUCUGUUUUGUUCUUCUAAACAAACCUUAGCCUUUUUAAAUAUUCACUAUUCGGAUUGAUUUGCAGCUAACAUUCUUUCCUCGUUUUUUCUAAUAAAUCAAUUGGAGUUCUUGC